UUAUUAUUCCUGCAGUUGCUUCUCACACUGCUGUUCUUCAAUAUCAUAAUUUUUACGAUAAAAAUUAUCACUAUAUUCCUUUAGAAGAUUCUUCGUCAUCUCAGGAUUCUUUUCUUGUUCCUGAAGACUCCCAAGAUUUCUUCGACGAUAUUCUUGCUGAAUUGUUGACUAAAGAUUCAAUAGAGCCCAAAAUUUCUGAUAACAUACCUAGUUUUGUUGAUGAUUUGAUUAUCGCUCUUCCCAAUGCCUCGACAUAA
Messenger RNA from Acaulospora morrowiae, 257 nucleotides. The record is from the annotation of a GenBank genome assembly. NCBI's taxonomy places the organism in Eukaryota, Fungi, Glomeromycota, Glomeromycetes, Diversisporales, Acaulosporaceae.